Messenger RNA from Fomitopsis serialis, 532 nucleotides. RefSeq lists its product as uncharacterized. The record is from RefSeq and is a predicted model, not a curated record. Lineage: Eukaryota; Fungi; Basidiomycota; Agaricomycetes; Polyporales; Fomitopsidaceae. Bases 85 to 390 code for a protein of 101 amino acids. The transcript is spliced from 4 exons.
AGGUGCAGUCAGUUGUGAAGACGAUCGUUGACAAGGAAGGCAAGAUUGACGUAGUCGUCAACAACGCUGGAGUGGCUUGCGCAGAUGGCGUCACUUCAAUACAUGGAGGCGCGGCCGUUCAACGUCUCCGUGAUGCAUGUCUCUCCCGGGAUGCAUUUACUCGGAUGGCUGGAAUCGAUGCGCGGCUUAGCCAAAACUGAAGGCAUGCCGACGGAUGACUUCGCCCGGCGCGUAGUCUCCUCAGCCUGGCAGGCCCAUCCCCCGAGACAUUUCAUUCUGGGUAAAAUGUCAACAACAGUUGCAUGGGUUACUCAAUUGAUGCCGCGAGGCUGGCUCUUAAAGAUGAUUUGGGGUGCGUUCGCGGGGAAGCCCAAACCAAAGGUCGAUUAGUUCCGGCCUGUACUUUCUGUUGCCUCGUUGGACAGCCCGUUGUGUUCGCGCUCACCCGGGAACGGUCGCUACUAGUACCCGCGUAUUUGUAACUUAGAUCUUCCCACAUUCUGAAUAUAGAUGACCCUGCAGACUUGCCGCU